UGAGAAGAGAUCAAAUCUCAGCUCUCAAAUUCGAUCGAAAAUCUUGUUCCAGUAGCUUCUGGUAAAUCGCGUACUACCGGUUCCUCUUCGAGGAAGUGGCAACAUAUGGAACGGCACUCGCAACUUGCACCCACCAGACUUGAAUGAUUUUAUGCGCACUUCUAUAACACCAAUUGAAGGAAAGAUGGCUGACACCGAUGAUAGGAAUGACGCUGUCGCAGCUUCAGAUGAAGCCGACAGGAAGAAAGACAAAAAGAGCCAAAAAAAGAAGAAAAAGAAAAAGCAGAAGAAAAAGAAAGCAGCAGACAAGGAAGCCGAAAAACCUACCGAGACCUUGGAAACCAAGGAUACGGGCGAUAUCAAGCCAAAGGACAAGGAGGCAGAUGAAUCAUCGGCAACAAAUAAAAUCGAAGCUGCCACUACGGACAGCGACGACGAUGACAACGACGAAGAAGAUUUACUCGCCGCAGCUGCUCUCUGGGCCGGAAACGACGACGAGACGGAAGAAACACAGAAAACGGCCGGGAGAACAGUGCCACCCCGGCAAAAAUAUUCGCUGCACAUCACACAGUUGCCAUACGACUCCACGGUAUUUGAUCUCAGAAAGCUUUUUGCCGAACACGGAUGCUCCAUUACAUCGAUUCGUUUGGUAUACGAUCAAGAUACCGAGGGCCGCAAAACCGUCUUUCGUGGGGUGGCCUUUAUCGAUCUCUUGGACGAGAGAUCGUACGAGACAGCUCUGAAGCUCCACCACAACACUUCUAUCAGAGGGCGCAGGCUGAACGUCCGCCCGUGUCGGUCGAAAGAAGAAUUGGCAGAGAUUGUUGCUCGCACUCAAGAGCUCGUCCAAGAAAAGAUACGACAAAAUCGCUCUGGAGAAGUAGGCGAAAAGGGUACGACAAAUAAGGAGCGCGGGGCGUCGAGUCCAAAUCCAAAGCGGAACGAGAAUAAUGGCAAGAGAAAGAAUGAUAAGCAAAAAGACAGAAAAAACAACAAGAAACCUAGAGUGGACAAAGAUGGCAAGCCAAUCAAGCUUACUAAGAAAGAGAGGAAUCGACGAGCUGCCAUCAUAAUGCAGAAGCGAAGGCGUCAAAAGAAAUAAUUAUAAUGGUGUUGUAAUAAGAAAACUUAUUUUUUGUCGAUUCUACCACAACAUUGUGGUGUUAAUGUCUCACAUUGACAAGCCUUGAAUAAAUGAAGUUCGGGAAA
Pseudo-nitzschia multistriata is the source of this 1209-nucleotide messenger RNA. The record is from the annotation of a GenBank genome assembly. NCBI's taxonomy places the organism in Eukaryota, Bacillariophyta, Bacillariophyceae, Bacillariales, Bacillariaceae.